This is a messenger RNA of Phalaenopsis equestris, 504 nucleotides long. RefSeq lists its product as uncharacterized. Lineage: Eukaryota; Viridiplantae; Streptophyta; Magnoliopsida; Asparagales; Orchidaceae. The record is from RefSeq and is a predicted model, not a curated record. The coding region runs from base 14 to 415 and encodes 133 amino acids. The transcript is spliced from 2 exons.
UUCGGUUCUAAACAUGGGUUGCGAGCACCUGCAGCAAUCGAGGCUCUUCGAUGAGCUCUGCGCCCUCCUUUUCACCUCCCUUCGAUCUUCCCACAUUUUGCGCUCCUCUUCACUGACGCGCUGCUCUCCAAUCUCGCCUGCUGGCUUCGCUUUGAUUCUCGUCGGUGGCUCAUUUGCCCUCGUUCUCUGUGGGUCGGUUACCUUCGUGCUUGGUUGCAUUCUGUUUCCAUGGGUUAUCGGCUUUGUUAUGUUGCUGUACUUGGUAGGAAUCAUGUCGAGUCUCACAGGCAUUGGGAGGGCGAUCCUCUGCUGUACCGUGCCCGAGCAAUCGCCGUCCUUGCCCAAGGAUGUUUCACGCCAACUAUUUUCAAAACUACCCAUCAUUUGGGCAGAGAAAGGAAUAUCCAAAAAGUAAUUUCACAUGUUCUGGUUCGGCUGAUCUUAUUUUACAGACACGAUCUGUUUCUGUUGUCUGCUCGUGUCAUUUUUUUUUUUUUUUUGGAU